CCAGUGUGACAGUGUUUGUAUCCAGUACAACUCCAGUGUGACAGUGUUGGUAUCCAGUACAACUCCAGUGUGACAGUGUUGGUAUCCAGUACAACUCCAGUGUGACAGUGUUUGUAUCCAGUACAACACCAGUGUGACAGUGUUGGUAUCCAGUACAACACCAGUGUGACAGUGUUGGUAUCCAGUACAACACCAGUGUGACAGUGUUGGUAUCCAAUACAACACCGGUUGGACAGUGCUCGCAUCCACGACAGCUUCAGGGCGUCAGGUAGUAUUCAGUACAUCACAACAAACCUGCUCUGAAUUGAAACUUAUUUUUCAAAGAAUUACCUUUUUGCUAUGACUUACAUGUCAUUAUAUGAGUUUGACUGAAGUUCACGAAUCCAUGAUCCAAAGGUAUUGCUACUUUCAGUAUGGGUAUUGAUCUCCUUUUUAUCUUUUAGUUAAGCACACACGUGAUAUUAAGAAAUCACCAACUGAAAGGAACUAGAGAUCACUGACAUUAGCAACAUGAAUAUUGCAUGUAUCAAGGCUUUUAUCUAGUCCCAAAGACACCCGAGGAACUUGUGCGGCAAACAACAUAUCCAGUAGUUUCGAUAUGUCGCCAAGGACAAUGCAUGUACUUCUCACUGUUUGGUUUAUUGCUCGUGUCUUUGCCUUCAGCUAUGAUCAGAGACCUUGUUUCGAGAAGCUUUGUUGGUGUAGGAACAUUGUUGCAAAUUGUACUCGGAAUCCCAGUCUGACAUUUGUCCCUCUCUGUUCAGGAGCUCAGAAUAUAUCUGUAUUCAUAUUUUCAUACAAUUAUCUUACACGUAUUUCAAACCACACUUUAGAUAACAUUACAGCUCCAUACAUGAAUAUCCAACACUUGAAUCUUGUCGGUAACAACAUCACAGCUGUGUCGUCCCAUGGUUUUGCCAAGUUAAACAGCUUAUUAAGUCUUGACAUCAGCCAUAACCCAAUCAUACUGACAACGCUGGCCAAAGCUUUUCACUUUUUGUCACCCUCAGUCAGUUAUAUCUACCUAAACGACCUUGGAAUUAGCGAUUCAGAUCUUGAGGAGAAUCUACUGGAAGGUCUCCACUAUAGGAUAACAGGGAUCCAUCUUGCACAAAACAAUUUGACUAAAUUCAAUUUUAGCCACUUUGCUGGGUUUCCUGAACUGACAACCUUGGACCUACAUAAAAACAUGAUUAACCUAUACCCAGAUUCUUUCAGUGACGUAUGUUCCAAGACAUUGGCUACCUUGUGGAUACAUCAUAAUAACAUCACGUUAAUGCCAGAUUUCUGUUUCAAUAAUGAGUCUUCCUUUCCUAACCUGUACACCCUUGAGAUUGGUUACAAUCAGAUUCCAUAUUUGAAUAAGAGUAGUUUCGGCUGCUUGUCAAAGUGUACCGGAGUGUGUCUGACCCAUUUGCAAAUAUCAGGGAACCCCUUUCAAAUGAUUGGUGGUGAGACCUUCCGUCAAUUUUCGAAUCUUCAAGAGCUUGAAAUGAAACAGUUAUCAUCUGCCCAGACUGAUAUCGAUGACGAAACAUUCGUCGGCUGCAACAGCCUCAACUACCUUGACCUCUCCAGCAACAAUAUCGCUGCAGACAAACUCGAGCACCUUGUGCGACCAUUAAUUAAAACAUUGAACUAUCUUAACUGUAGCAACUGCAGCUUACAAAAAGUGCCGGAUGUCAUAUCAGAACUGGCUGGACUGGAGUACAUGUUUCUAGAUCAUAAUCACAUUAAAUCCAUUAGCGACAACGCGUUUAUCAAGAACGUUAAACUUCUGAAGAUGUCAUUAAGUGACAACAGUCUCAGCUAUGUGUUCAUACCGAUCUCCAUACGGAGUCGUCUCACCUAUGUCAACAUUGAGAACAAUCCCUUCAAUUGUAACUGUGACUUACUGUGGUUUAAAGAUUGGCUGAUUGCCCGGAGUUUGUUCAGACGUCGCUUAUCCUAUUAUACCUGUUUUAGUCCCCCAGACACCAAAGGGAAGAGACUGGUAGAUGUUCCAUCUGUUACGAAAUUUGUUUGCCUGUAUGACAGCCAGUACGUCUCUCUGGUGGUCUGUGCCGUUGUAGCUGUGCUGAUGUCUAUUGUGUGCUUUGCGUUGGGCUACAAGUGGAGGUGGAAUAUCCGCUACUUUCUGGUCUGGAAGAGGAGAAGACACAGCUCCUCAUCUGAAGCCAUGCCUCUUCUGGCGUGUGACAUCUACCUUCUGUACUCAGAUGAAGACUUCGUUUGGGUUAGACAUCAAGCUUUGCCCAAUUUGGAGGACAAAGGUCGUUUGAGGAUUUGCUUUCGUCCACGAGACUUUGAUCCUAAGAUUCAUAUCAUGGACAGCAUUGUGAAGAAUCUUAAUGGAUGCAGGAAGGUUCUUAUGGUAGUGUCCAACAGCUUCUGUAAGGACACUGGAUGUCAGUUCGAGCUGUCCUUGGUACAGAAACGCUUGGAGGACCCCCACGAGGCGUUUGUUGUGGUCCUUUUGGAGGACAUUGAUGAUAGAUAUAAGUCGGAAUUUCUCUCCCGUCUCCUACAAGAAUGUAACGUUAUAACCUGGCCUGGGAGUGGUCAGAACGAAGCUGAAUUUUGGAAUCAAGUCCUGCUGAUGUUACAAAGGUCAUACGAGUCAGGCGAAUUAAACACAAUGUAAUUUCGGAUGACCAACUGCAGAAUCAGGCAAUAGUGACGUUUCAACAAUGGUAAUGAACGUGGUUGUUCAUCAGAAUGUGGAUUCACUGACAGGAUGACCAAUCAGUGUGAGAAUGAAGCUGAAUUUGGGGAUGAGGACCCGUUGACGUUAAAUAGUUCAGACGUAUUGGAUGCUAUGGGUGAAUUUGGACACAUCAAAGUAGGGGUUUGCAGAAGUUUCCUUGCAGUAUAAUGUUUUUGUUGCUUUUCAAAAUAUGUGAGGAAUAGAUGAUCUGAAUACCAUGAAACUGACAUUUUGAAUGACAUGUAUGGAACAAAAACACAAGUGUACAGUCCUGUCUGUUGCUUCAGUAAAUCGGUGAUGUAGGUAAAACACCCGGAUGAAUAGGUCCUGAGCGGGAGUGGCCACUCUUGGUCCUCCACUUCUGGGACGAUCUUGUGUCGAAUUGAAACGGGACGUUGAAGUGUCUUGCAACGACUGACUGGACUCCCCUGCUUCCAAACGUCCAAUGGCGAUAUUUCGGUCUGUAGCUUUCAGGCAUGUCAAUUUGUAUCUUCGUUUGCGUCGUACAUGUCAUAAUGAAAUAAUGAAUGUGGUUUGGCCUUUUAUAGUCGAUGUCUCCACUCAUGUUUCCGACACAUUGCA
Messenger RNA from Haliotis rubra (blacklip abalone), 3289 nucleotides. RefSeq names its product toll-like receptor 13. The transcript has a single exon. Gene Ontology annotation, cellular component: membrane. The record is from RefSeq and is a predicted model, not a curated record. The coding region runs from base 599 to 2644 and encodes 681 amino acids. Gene Ontology annotation, biological process: immune response; toll-like receptor signaling pathway. Gene Ontology annotation, molecular function: transmembrane signaling receptor activity; protein binding. NCBI's taxonomy places the organism in Eukaryota, Metazoa, Mollusca, Gastropoda, Lepetellida, Haliotidae.